Molecule: messenger RNA, 3352 nt
Organism: Perognathus longimembris pacificus (Pacific pocket mouse)
Lineage: Eukaryota; Metazoa; Chordata; Mammalia; Rodentia; Heteromyidae
Gene: Mtfr1l
Product: mitochondrial fission regulator 1 like
Exons: 6
Coding region: 1628-2467 (279 amino acids)
Biological process (GO): mitochondrial fission; aerobic respiration
Cellular component (GO): mitochondrion
Source: RefSeq, a predicted model, not a curated record
CCGUCCGCUGCGGGAGCGGAGCUCAGCUCUGAGCGCGCUGGGGGCUGAUCGCGGAGCCCCGGGGGAAGCCCCCCCCCCGCAAGACGCGGGCUGCAGGCCCCUCCCCGAGCUGUGAUUGUAUCGUGCUGGUUGUGUCUUAAGUGGGCUUAACCAGGGGCAGGGCUUGGCAGUGGCCCCUUGGUGUUUUGAGGAGGUCUCCCCGGCUGUGCAUCUGGAGAUGAGGAGUGGCUGCAAGACUUAACCUGGGAAGCGCAGCAGCACUGUUAGGUGAACCCGCGCGGGCACUGGCAUUCAGGACGGAGCCUGGCACACACGGCACUUUGACAAAAAGGCACGAAGGGAAGCGUGAAGAUGGAGUGAGUCCCAGUUGGAGGCAGAAUUGGACAGAGGAGGCCCUUUAGUGCCAACUCCUCUCCUAAGAUAAAAAGAGAAGCUGUCUAAGGAAGUCUCCAAAAAGAGCUGCCUUUACUCCAGACCGUCUUCCUGUUCAGAUCAGGUUCAGUUCUCCUCCAUGACAUCCCCAGACCUCACCACCUUUGCAGCCUUAGGAUACUCUGCCUGCCCCCUGCAGAUCCCCAGUCCUGCUGUGCUGGGCCUAUGCUGGUGCACAGGCCUUCCCUUCCCAGCCCCUUUGGACUCACCUGGCCACUUGCCUAGUAUACCUCUUUUUUAAGUAGAGAUAAUAAGCCUUUCUUUGAAUAUGUUCAGGCUGUGUUUCUGCUGGACUGUGAAUCCCUUGAGAGCAUGCUCAGCAUAGGGCCUGGCAGUAGUGGCUGUUACUGGUAUUUGAUGGACAAGAGAAAUCUCUGAGUUCACUGAUUUCAUCUGUUCACCAUGCAUGGUGAAGAAUGCAUCAAAAGGGGUGCCAGUUGUGUCAUGCUUUAAAGUUCAUCUAGUACCUUAAAAUCCUCCCAUUUCACUCACCUUUAGCCUCCAGCAGCAGCUUUUCUGUUUCCUUUUUACAGAUUAUAGAAACCAACAUUCAGAAACGUUAAAUGACUCGCCUUCUGGCUAACCAGAAAUUUUGGUUGGGGUAUAUGGCUCAGAAGUAGAGUGUUGCUUAAUAUACUCCUCCUUCCAGAAAAAAAGAAAGUUGUCUCUUUUCCCUGUAGCUUAGUAGACAGAUUAGCACAGGCUGGCUGUUGCUCCUCUUCUACCAUCUUGCUGGCUGACACAUGCUGGCUUUCAGAUCUUCAAGCACUCAGCUUGGAUGGUACCUUCAUUUGGCUCUCCCACCUGUUUUGUAGUUAUCAAAUGGUUUCAUUUGCAUCCUCUGAAACUUUGACUCAAGAAACUUUAGGGCCCAAGAAGGUUCCCUGGGUUGGUCAUGUUCUUUCAGCAAGUCUGGAACACAACUUUUAAGGGUCUGGAUUUGGCAAAGGUAACACCUCUUGGGCUGAUUUUCUGACCUUCCAGAUAUCAGAGGUCUUGGUUUUAAGUAUGGCUCUGUCAGGCCGUUUUGUGGUGCUUGUGUGGUAGCCAUUGAGUCCCCAUUGGGGGGGGGGUUGUUUCACAGGAAAGGGAAUCUGAUGUUCCUCAACAUGGCCUGAUAUGAAGGAGUCACACCUCCUGCCUCCCCAAGCUGCCCAGUGGCUGCCUUGUAUCUCAAGUGCGGGAGCUGGUUGAAAUGUCGGGGAUGGAAACAAAUGUGACUAUCCCAAUCUGGCAGAACAAGCCUCAUGGGGCUGCUCGAAGUGUCGUGAGAAGAAUUGGGACCAAUCUACCCCUGAAGCCGUGUCCCCGGGCAUCCUUUGAGACCCUGCCCAAUAUCUCUGAUCUGUGUUUGAGAGAUGUGCCCCCAGUCCCUACUUUGGCUGAUAUUGCCUGGAUUGCUGCUGAUGAAGAGGAGACGUAUGCCCGCGUCAGGAGUGAUACGCGCCCCCUGAGACACACCUGGAAGCCAAGCCCUCUGAUUGUUAUGCAGCGCAAUGCCUCAGUGCCCAACCUGCGUGGAUCUGAGGAGAGGCUCCUGGCCCUGAAAAAGCCAGCCCUGCCAGCCCUAAGCCGAAGCACUGAGCUGCAGGAUGAGCUGAGCCACCUGCGCAGCCAGAUCGCCAAGAUAGUAGCAGCAGAUGCAGGAAGUUCAAAUGUCUCUUCUCCCUUACCUUGUUUUGGAUCCUCAUUCCACUCUACAACUUCCUUUGUCAUUAGUGACAUCACUGAGGAGACUGAGGCAGAGGUCCCUGAGCUUCCAUCAGUCUCCCUUUGUUCUGCCAGCCCUGAAUGCUGUAAACCAGAACACAAAGCUACCUGCAGUUCAUCUGAAGAGGAUGACUGCAUCUCUUUGUCCAAAGCCAGCAGCUUUGCAGACAUGAUGGGUAUUCUGAAGGACUUUCAUCGGAUAAAACAGAGCCAAGAUCUGUCUCGGAGUUUAAUGAAGGAGGAAGACCCUGCCGUGCUUAUCUCUGAGGUCCUAAGGAGAAAGUUUGCUCUGAAGGAAGAAGAUAUCAGUAGAAAAGGAAACUGACAGCACCCUGCUCUGCAAAACUCAGUCUCAUGCUCCUGGAAUUCCUUCAAUAGCUGCCUUCCUCAUCGCAGGGGAUUCUGCCUCUCAGAAAUCUUCUGCAACAGUCUUGCUGACAGGCCGGAACUUGGACUGAAAGAGAGGAGUUGGAUUAUGUGUGUUUCAUACUUCAACCUUAGCAGAGCUGGGUUUGAACUGAGACAUUUUUACAGGUAAUUGUGAAGGGUAGAGUGUAUAUGUUUAAGGGGUGAAGUCAAGUUUCUUGCUUUUCCUUGCCCCUUGUGAAAAUAGGACCUAAAUGAAUGACUUUGUUUCACUGCAUUAGAUCCAAUAACUGGUCUGACAGACCCUGCACAGCUGUCACUCGCUCUCAGCCGCUUCUUUGCAGCAGAGUAGGGCUGAGGGGAAGGGGCUCUGAGUCUAUGUACAUGUUCACAGAGGAGGGAUGAUCUUAUGCUGCUCCUUUACCAAUCUACACCAAUGCCCCCAAAUCCUUUUCCCUGUCUAGAUGUAGAGGUCAGGCCACUGGACCAGCGGAUACUUGGGCUGCAGCUUGGAGGUCUGGAAUAUUUUUUCUUAAACAUAUUUUAUAAUACUCUACAACCAAAUCUACCCUCCAAGGCCCUGGGCCCUCAUCACUUCUACUGAUUGGAAAUUUCUUCCAUGGACUUCAGCUUAAGUCUAGCAGGAAAAGAGAAAUGGGGGAGGAACAAGCAUUCCAUCCCUCUUCCAGGCCCUUGAUUGACAGUUCCCUUGGGUUGGGCUAUGGUUUGGACCUACUGCAUCAUGCAUGACUCAGUUGCCCUUGGGGCCCUUUCUCUAUGGUAUAUAUACUAUGCGUGUUUGGGUUGAAGCACUACCUGAUAUUAAAUGAAGGAUUUAGAGAAA